AAAUAGUGACCCCGUUAAAAUUUCAACCUUAAGGAACCGACACAACCGUCCAAGAGUAAACAAAAGGAUUUACCGAGCUUAAACAACUAUAUAAGAUUCCAAAAUGAAUACUCUGGGAAAAGUAUGGAUUUUCAUCACCCUGUAUGCUUUUGCUGCUGGUGAAGUAGACUUUAUUGAUACGGAUGGUGUCAGUGAUCCAGAAGCAGCCUUGAAGUGUGAUGCCUGUAAGGCUGUGACAUAUAAGUUUGCAGAGAGUUUUUCUAAAGCACAAGGUGACUUGAGCAGGAUGAUAGCUCUUAAGGAUGAAGAGAUUAUUGAGGCCGCAGAAGGAACAUGUGAUGAUCUGUGGCAAGGAUAUGGGAGCAUUAAAGUGAAUGAUGAAGAGCGACUGGCAGGUCCUGGUACAAAUUAUGAUGUUCAUCAAGAUGAGGCAGAGGAGGAUGAGGGCCUUUGGUCAAGAAGACUCCAGGAUUUGUGUGAUGAGUUGCUAGCUGAAGUUUCAGAAGAAAAAGUGCUAUAUAAUCUCUGGGCAAGUGGUAAUUCUCUUGAAGAUUAUUUGUGCAGAGGUGAAGGAUUGUUUGGAGCUUGUUCAUCAGAUUUCUGGGGAUCCUGGCCAGGUGAAGACUACGAAGACUACGAUGAUGGUGAUGACUUUGAAUACACACAUGAUGAGUUUUGAUCUUCUUAAUUUUUUGUUUGAAUUAGCAAUAGGGAGACUGAACUGUAUUUAGGCAUUUCAUAUGUAGAAUUUUUAUAGUAGCAAAUCAUAAACUAUUUUCUGAGUGAGUUCUAUGAUAGGUAUCAUCAUAGUGAUUUUCUGGUCAUGAUAUAUAGUGUAUUUGCCCAUUCUUUAAUUUUGAGAUUAAACCCUGUGUGUCACAGGAUUUCAAUGGACCAAAAGGAAAUCUUUUCUUUCUUCUUUAUGUUUCUCAUUACAAGAAACAAGAAAACUAGGUUGUAGUCUUCUCAUUUAUAGUUUUCAUUGACAUGUUAUGGCAGGAAGACCUUUAAAAAAUUUAACAGCUUGCAGAAUAUUCUGUUUAUUUCUACAGAAUUUGUAAUGAAGUAACACAGAUAGAUUAGGAGCCUAUUUGGGUCUCAAUAGCUAUACAAAGAUGCUAAUUGAAUAUUUUUUGCAACAUGUUUGAGGUUGCUCAACUCAAAAUAUUUUUUAUAUUUUAGGCGAGAAGUAGGAUAUAUUUCAGUGAACAUUAUCAGCAGCAGAGUACAUGUAUAGUUCUUGAUCUAUAUGAGUAUUUUUUAAUUAUAUUUUUCAGUUCAUGAAUAAGUCAAUAAGGAUCAUGUUUAGGACUUUGUCCCUUAAAAAUAUUGAUUACUCUGUGUUCACUGAUAGUUAUGACUGUACCUCUAGGACAAAUAGAAAAUUUAUAAUAUAUGAGUUAUAUUUGGAAAUAUAAAGGGUUCUAGAUGUGGUCAUUUUAGGCAUUAUUUUUUAUUUAUACAAUUUUUAUGUCGUAGCUGUGCUUCCUGCUGUAGAUUGAACCUGCACUUCAAGUUUGUCAGUUUCAUUACCAGUCAUAGUCAUAAAUAUGUUUAACCCAAUUGCUCCGUAUGGCAAGAAUAAAUGUCAUGCCCACUGUAAUUCAAGUUUUAUUUAUUGUAUUUACACAUAGAUGACUCUACAAGUGCUGAGUCACCAAGGAGUCGGUUAUUAGUCCUAUCUAUCUCACCUGUUUACCCUUUUUC
This is a messenger RNA of Penaeus chinensis, 1707 nucleotides long. Its product is annotated as marginal zone B- and B1-cell-specific protein-like. The coding region runs from base 104 to 679 and encodes 191 amino acids. The record is from RefSeq and is a predicted model, not a curated record. The transcript is spliced from 6 exons. Gene Ontology annotation, biological process: regulation of B cell proliferation. NCBI's taxonomy places the organism in Eukaryota, Metazoa, Arthropoda, Malacostraca, Decapoda, Penaeidae. Gene Ontology annotation, cellular component: endoplasmic reticulum chaperone complex; extracellular region.